This is a messenger RNA of Striga hermonthica, 1503 nucleotides long. NCBI's taxonomy places the organism in Eukaryota, Viridiplantae, Streptophyta, Magnoliopsida, Lamiales, Orobanchaceae. The record is from the annotation of a GenBank genome assembly.
AUGAAGGGUGUAAUGAAGUCGCCGCCGCCGGCGCAGGGUUUUCGGUACAACCUCCGGAGUUUGAAGAAAAGGGUUUUUCCGGGAGGCAGUUCGUCGGCGCGGGGGUUGAAACAGUUGAAGCUUUCGGCAGCGGCGCCGUCGGGCAAAGCGAUUUCAGCUCCCGCCGAGCAAAAUGAGAUUGAUGGGCAAGCUGACACCAAAGGCAAAGGCAAGGAAAUUAUGGAAAUUUUGGAUGUCGAUAAUCAAAGUGGUGGACCCUUGGACGACGAAAAGGCAAAUGGUGUGAAUUUUAAGAAAUUUGAUACUAUCGAGGACUGCUCCGACCACCACUAUGCCGAAUCUAAUAGUUCUACAGAAAAAAUUGAUGAGCAAGCUGACAUUAAAGGCAAAGGCAAGGAAAUUAUGGAAAUUUCGGAUGUCGAUAAUCAAAAUGAUGGACCUUCGGAUGAGAAAAAGGCGAAUAUUGUGAAUUUUAAGAAAUUUGAUACUGUCGAGGACUGCUCGGACCACCACUAUGCCAGUUCUAAUAGUUCUACAAAAACAGUGAAUCAGAAAUGGGCCAAGAGAAUACAGGAAGAGUGGAAGAUUCUAGAGGAACACUUACCCGAUGCAAUAUUCGUGAGGGUUUACGAAUCUAGAAUGGAUCUCCUGAGGGCUGUGAUUGUAGGAGCCAAGGGCACACCGUACCAUGAUGGCCUCUUUUUCUUCGAUCUUCACUUGCCGGGCAAUUAUCCCGAUGCACCUCCCAAAGUCUAUUACUAUUCGGGUGGGCUUCGCUUGAAUCCCAACCUAUACGAAAGUGGGUAUGUAUGCUUGAGCCUCCUCAACACUUGGAGUGGAAGAGGGAACGAAUUGUGGAUGAAAGGAAGCUCGACUCUACUGCAGGUCUUGGUUUCAAUCCAAGGGUUGGUUCUAAACACCGAGCCCUACUUCAACGAGCCCGGAUAUUCAAGCUCAAAGGGCACAAAGCAUGGUGACGAGGGCUCUUUGAGGUAUAGCGAGACGGCAUUCAUUUACUCCCUCAAGACAAUGGUGUACUCCAUGAACAAGCCUCCAAUGCAUUUUGAGCCGCUUGUAGUCGAGCAUUUUGUCGGCCGCGCGCGGGAAAUCAUGUCAUUGUGCGUGGCCUACUCGAAUGGGGCCCGUGUGGGCUCACUAGUCGAGGGCGGAGAUGGCCACCAAGAAGCCAGCAAAGCCAAUGUGGGCUGCUCCGAUCAUUUCAAGAACAACCUAAGAGGGUUCGUUAAGACUCUGCUGAACCCACGCGCGUCCGAUCUGCCCCUGGGCCUGCAACUGCCGUUCGGUUUCUCCGGCGCGCGGAUCGAGGCGUCCAGGACGUUUGUGCCCAAUUAUGAUUAUGAUAAUAUGGUUGAUGAGGAUAUCGAUGAGGAGGAUAGCGAUGAGGAUGACGACGACGUAGACGACGCUGAAGCACAGGAUUACAGUGGGUCAGAUUUGGACGAUGAAGACGAUGACGGUGAUCAUCCCCGUCGCCGGAGGUGA